Messenger RNA from Sorex araneus (European shrew), 9712 nucleotides. It is a transcript of the gene ADAM22, whose product is annotated as ADAM metallopeptidase domain 22. Gene Ontology annotation, cellular component: postsynaptic density membrane. The record is from RefSeq and is a predicted model, not a curated record. The transcript is spliced from 34 exons. Gene Ontology annotation, molecular function: metalloendopeptidase activity. Gene Ontology annotation, biological process: proteolysis. NCBI's taxonomy places the organism in Eukaryota, Metazoa, Chordata, Mammalia, Eulipotyphla, Soricidae. Bases 271 to 3303 code for a protein of 1010 amino acids.
GGUGGGAGGCGCUAGAAACCACUUAGCUACCGCCAACCGCCCAAUGCAGCACUCGCUCCCUCCGCCAGCGGAAGCGCCCGCGGAGCACAAUGCAGCACUGAGGCAGCGCCGCGGUGGAGGCUGCAGCGCCGCGGCCGCCGCAGCACCAGCCCGCGCUGGGAGGGGGCGGCCGAGGCGAGGCGGGAGCCGCGAGGCCAGGGAGCCGAACCCCGCAGAUCGGGCAUGAGGAGCUGAGCAUCUCCAUCGAGGCGGGCUGACGGCAGCAGCACCAUGCCGCGGGGAGCUGCUGCGUUCGUGCCCUUCUUACUGCUCUGCGCCCUGGGGACCUGCCCCCUGGCGCGCUGCGGCCGGGCAGGCGACUCGUCGGUGACGGAGCUGGAGCGGAGGAACGAAAACCGCUUCCUGCAGCGCCAGAGCAUCGUGCCCCUCCGGCUCAUCUACCGCUCCGGGGGCGAACGCGAAACCCGCCACGACGCGCUCGACACUCGGGUGCGGGGCGACCCCGGCGGCGGGCAGUUGACUCAUGUUGCCCAGGCAAGCUUCCAGGUUGAUGCCUUCGGAACAUCAUUUAUUCUGGAUGUCACGCUAAAUCAUGACUUGCUGUCCUCUGAAUACAUAGAGAGACACAUUGAACAUGGAGGGAAAACUGUGGAGGUGAAAGGAGGAGAACAUUGCUACUACCAGGGCCAUAUCCGAGAAAAUCCUGCCUCAUUUGUGGCAUUGUCAACUUGCCAUGGACUUCAUGGGAUGUUCUAUGAUGGAAACCACACCUAUCUCAUUGAGCCAGAAGAAAAUGACACUUCCCAAGAGGAGUUCCAUUUUCAUUCAAUUUAUAAAUCCAGACUGUUUGAAUUUCCCUUAGAUGAUCUUCCAUCUGAAUUUCAACAAGUCAACAUCACGUCACCAAAAUUUAUUUUAAAGCCAAGGUCCCAAAGGAGUAAACGGCAGCUUCAUCGACAUCCACGUAAUGUAGAGGAGGAAACCAAAUAUAUUGAACUGAUGAUUGUGAAUGAUCACCUCAUGUUUAAAAAACAUCGACUUUCGGUUGUGCAUACCAACACAUAUGCAAAAUCUGUGGUGAACAUGGCAGACUUAAUUUAUAAAGAUCAACUUAAGACAAGAAUAGUAUUGGUCGCUAUGGAAACCUGGGCUGCUGACAACAAAUUUGCAAUAUCUGAAAAUCCAUUGAUCACUCUACGUGAGUUUAUGAAAUACAGGAGAGACUUUAUCAAAGAGAAAAGUGAUGCAGUUCACCUUUUUUCGGGAAGUCAAUUUGAGAGUAGCCGGAGCGGGGCAGCUUAUAUUGGUGGGAUUUGCUCGUUGCUGAAAGGAGGAGGCGUGAAUGAAUUUGGAAAAACUGACUUAAUGGCAGUUACACUUGCACAAUCACUAGCCCAUAAUAUUGGCAUUAUAUCAGACAAAAGGAAGUUAGCAAGUGGUGAGUGUAAAUGUGAUGACACGUGGUCCGGAUGCAUAAUGGGAGACACAGGCUAUUAUCUUCCCAAAAAGUUCACCCAGUGUAAUAUUGAAGAAUAUCAUGACUUCCUGAAUAGUGGAGGUGGUGCUUGCCUUUUCAACAAACCUUCUAAGCUUCUUGAUCCUCCUGAAUGUGGCAAUGGCUUCAUUGAGACUGGAGAGGAGUGUGACUGUGGGACUCCAGCAGAAUGCGUCCUGGAAGGAGCAGAGUGUUGUAAGAAAUGUACCUUGACUCAGGACUCUCAAUGCAGUGAUGGUCUUUGUUGUAAAAAGUGCAAGUUUCAGCCUAUGGGAACUGUGUGCCGAGAAGCUGUCAAUGAUUGUGAUAUUCAUGAAACAUGCUCAGGAAAUUCAAGCCAGUGUGCCCCAAAUAUUCAUAAAAUGGAUGGAUAUUCAUGUGAUGGUGUUCAGGGAAUUUGCUUUGGUGGAAGAUGCAAAACCAGGGAUAGACAAUGCAAAUACAUCUGGGGGGAAAAGGUGGUUGCUUCAGACAGAUACUGCUAUGAGAAAUUAAAUAUUGAAGGCACCGAGAAGGGGAACUGUGGGAAAAACAAAGAUACAUGGAUACAGUGCAACAAACGGGAUGUGCUUUGUGGCUACCUUUUAUGUACCAAUGUUGGUAACAUCCCAAGGCUUGGAGAACUUGAUGGUGAAAUCACAUCGACAUUGGUCGUACAACAGGGACGAACAUUAAACUGCAGUGGUGGGCACGUUAAGCUUGAAGAAGAUGUAGAUCUUGGCUAUGUGGAAGAUGGCACACCUUGUGGCCCCCAAAUGAUGUGCUUAGAGCACAGAUGUCUUCCUGUAGCUGCCUUCAACUUUAGUACUUGCUUAAGCAAUAAAGAAGGUUCUGUUUGUUCAGGAAAUGGAGUCUGCAGCAAUGAGCUGAAAUGUGUGUGUCACAGAAACUGGAUCGGUGCAGACUGCAGUACUUACUUCCCUCUCGAUGAUACAAAGAAUGAUUUAAUUCUAUCUGGCAAUGGUGUUGCUGGUACCAAUAUCAUAAUAGGCAUAAUUGCUGGCACUAUUUUGGUGCUGGCCCUCAUAUUAGGAAUAACUGCUUGGGGUUAUAAAAACUAUCGAGAACAGAGACAGUUACCCCAGGGAGAUUAUGUAAAAAAGCCUGGAGAUGGUGACUCUUUUUAUAGCGACAUUCCUCCUGGAGUCAGCACAAACUCAGCAUCUAGUUCUAAGAAGAGGUCUGCUUUUCUGUCGCAUUUUCAGAUUUCUACCUGUUCCAUCACACAUUAUUCCAUUAGUCAGAACAUUUCAUUAUUUUGCAGCAGGUCAAACGGACUCUCACAUUCUUGGAGUGAAAGGAUUCCAGACACAAAACAUAUUUCAGACAUCUGUGAAAAUGGGCGACCUCGAAGUAACUCUUGGCAAGGUAACCUGGGAGGCAACAAAAAGAAAAUCAGAGGGAAACGAUUUAGACCUCGGUCUAAUUCAACUGAGAGGGAGCCCCAAGCACCUGAGCCUGGGCACUCCCUCGCCCAGACAGUCCCAUCCCAAGGCAUAAGCCCAGGGGGCUCUGACAGCCCCCAGACAGGGAGUCUGGAUCACAGGUAUUUAAACCCAUGGUUCAAAAGAGACUAUAAUGUAGCUAAGUGGGUAGAAGAUGUGAAUAAAAACACUGAAGGACCAUACUUUAGCUCCCAAGAUGGCCAACGUCAGGAAGACAGGACUUUAUCUCCUGCCAAGUCUCCUUCUUCAUCAACUGGGUCUAUUGCGUCCAGCAGAAAAUACCCCUACCCGAUGCCUCCACUUCCCGAUGAGGAGAAGAAAGUGAAUCGACAAAGUGCAAGGCUAUGGGAGACAUCCAUUUAAGAUCAACUGUUUACAUGUGAUACAUCGAAACUGUUUACUUCAACUUUUAUAGAAACCCAGCCUCACGAAAUCACUGCACAUUGAUCAGCUCUUCAGACAACAUCAAGCCCCUUCAAGACGCAACAGAGGAGAGGAAGCGGAACCUCACAUCUGGAUACCAUUUUCUUUUUUCUCAUUGGCCUAGGAAUCAAUUGAACCAUUCAUAGAACUAGCAAAAUGUUACACGAUACAAUGGAACAAUAAAGGUACUGGUAUGUUAAGAGGAUAAUCCGCAUGACAGAUAUAUGUAGAAAUAUCACUAAAAUUAACUCAAGACCCAAAUGUAGCAAGUUACCUAAGGGACAGUAGUAGAUUCAGAACUUGCCCUUCUGAAGCACAUCCUCAUUGUAGACAGUAAUGCUAUGUGCAUGAAGCUUCUGUUUAUUGUUUUCCACAUUUAGGGAAGCAACAUCCCAUCAUAGAAACUAGCAUGCAGGGCUAAGGCAUAUAGGAUUUUUCUGCAGGAACUUAAAGCUUCGAGAGGCCAAUAUUCCAUAUGCUAACUUUAACCAUAAUAUUUUUUAUUUAUGUUUUUUUAAAUUUUUCAUAUUUAUAUCAGCAUACAAGGACAAUAAUUGUACAUAUGUAAAAAUUUUUAAAAUUAAAAAAAAGCAGCUCUUACACACAAGUGUAUUUUGCCAAAUGCCUAAAAACAAUCAGAAACAGUCAUAUCAUUGUCAUCCAUCCAAUGGUCUUUAAUGGUUGUAAGCAGAUGGUGUAAAUAUAGUGGUUUAUGCUGUAAAUGUGUCUUUUUCAUAAUUGUCAUUCAUCAAAAACAUGUGAUAUCCCUUUAAACUGUGCCCAAUCUGGAGGCAGUUUUAGUAAAUAAUUAACUAAGAGAACGAAAUGCCCAGCAAAACCUGGGGGCUCCACAGGAACCCAGUCAUACAGCCAUUGUCCUGCCUCAAGGCACCCUGCUAUUGGUGGGCCUCUCCAGGGGACCCCUCAGCCUGUCCACUUUAGGAGCACUGAGACUGCUUCAGCAGCUGUUAUCUUUCAGUGCAUCUAGUCUCCCUGUGGAAGCCAGGAGCCCCGGAGCAGUAUGCAUGCUGCUGAGAGGAAGCAAGUGCAUUAAAGAUGCAGGAGCCCAUGGACUUCUGAUGCCCUGAAGCUUCCAAUUGGCCCAUACUCAAACCCUUUGUGACCUGAAGUCUUUUGUUCAUUAACAAAAUUAUUUUAUACCACCCUUAUCUAUGAAGUAAAAGACUUUGUUUAAUUAAAAAGAACUUUUACACUGCUUAUUAAGAGUACUUAUUAAGGGUACUUAUUAAGGGUACUUAUUAAGAAUGUGAGUCUCAGGUUAUUUUGCACUGAUUUUGAAACAGAGUGAUGGAAGUUUCUACUUGCUGAGCUAAACAGCCUCAACAGGCCACGGGGAAUUCAGUGAAACCUAAAACUGAAGGCUUGCAGCAUCUUUGACUUUACCCAAACAGUAGACAAGGGAAAGGAUCUGAUGUUUUGAACUCUGUAUGUAUUUAAUCCAAAAAAAAAGUAUGCCCAAGUCCCUUCUUAAAAACCGAAGUGUGAUAGUUAUUGUAAUGUAGUCCUUUCAUUCUAAAAGAGAACUUCUCCAGGAAGGGUGCCCUAGAGAACUCAUAAACAGAUGAAAUCAAUCGAAUGCAUUGAUGUAAAGAUUACUAUAGAGUUUCCUCACUUUCAUGUCCUUUUUCUUGAGAGGAAUGAGAUCUGCAUACAAGAUUUGAAAAAUAUCCUCCAAAUUUGAUUUCUUCCAGUUUUUAUCCAUGGACAAAAUCCAUUCCAUCUCCACAAUCAUCAUCCCAGAUGCCCAAACAGAAGUUCUAGAAGGCAGGAUUUUAUGUCUGUUUAUGUCUUCUGUAAUGGACUGUAAUGGACCUCUCCUAAAAGUCUUUAAAGAUAUUUGAACAAAAAUUUAAUUAUCCCAAACUGGAAAGUAUAAACAGAAUGUUUUAUGACAGGAAGGGAUGUAAUUGUAGAUACUUCAAUGAAAUGAUCCAUCAGGCUAAGGUUCAGAUGAGUGUUAGGUGACCAUGUCACACAGCACAAGUCAAGGACUUCAUGGCAGACAGAUACAAAGAUGUAGCAAAUAAAGUGACUUUUGACCAAAAUCACUUUAGUGUGCACUGAGUGUUUUCUGGCAUUGAAUAUAUAAAAUCCUAAUGUUAUAUGGUUUAUUUUGACUAUGAAAGAGUUUAUAGAUUUGAAUGUAAGGUACCUCGUGUAAAUAUGCUUUCUAGUAAUGGUUAUAUAAGCCCUAAUUCAAAAGAAUCUACAAAUGGUUAGCAUAGCCAACAAGUCUUUUCUUCUCCUUUCCCAUCUCCCUCUCCCCUUUCAUGUAUUAUCUUUGCAUUAAAUCUAUUAUUUCAAGAGAAAAUAAUUACCAUGUGCCUUUUGGGAAACAUGAUUGCUUUAGAGGUAUGUGGUUCAUAGUUACCCUCCUUGGUAAUUACCUUCAAAUAGAACUGAAUGAAAAUUUUUGCUUUAUUUGGUGAAAGUUUAUGAUGUUGCAAUCACUUUAAUUCUGGGUACCUACUCUGUGGAUACUGAGAACCAUUUGCAGGAUUCUUUGAAAGUUCCUAUCUCACUUUGAAGAGUAUGUAUAUUUGUAUUCAUAGUUGUAUGCUAGAUAUAUUAAGUUCAUAUAUGAUGGCUUUAUGUCCAGGGAGGCAGGGAGAAUAGCACUAAGGACAAGCACAGUAUUACUUUUUUUUAGUAUCUAUUUCAGAGAUGAACUUUGAUGCCUCAUAAUUUGCAUCAUGCAGCUAACAUUUAUGUUCCACAGUCAAGUAUCAGACUAUUAACUCUAAGCAGAGGAGAGCAGUUAUUUUGCCUGUACAUUCCAUUGUAUGCCUUUUUAUUCUUUAUCUGCAUACACAAGACUCAGACAUGUUCCAUAGGCAUUAUUGUGUGAUAAAGUUGAAUCUGAAGAAAUAUUUACAUGUCUCCAGUAAAAAUGUCACCAAGGAAAGCAGUUAUUGGAUAACACAGAGAAGCUGACUAGCCAACUACCUGAUCGCUGAAUCCUGCCACUUUUUCUUUAGACAGGAAGUGGUAUCCUCCUCUGAAGUCUCCUGCGUAGAAAAUGACCUCCAAAUUCCAUGCAAUUUUGGAAAAGGAAUAAACUUUUCAAAUAGCACAGCAAAAUGAGGGCUUACAGUUUCUUGUAGUUGCUGUAUUUCUUAAAGAUACCAGUGCUGCUCCUUUAAAAAAUGAUAAAUAUUGGGCCGAGAGAUAGCUCAAGUAGUAGAGUGAAUGUCUAGCAUGUGACAGACCUUUUGAGUUUGAGCCUUGGCACCACUAGGUCCCCCAAGAACCACCUGGUAUGACCUCUAUAAAAAAAAGAAUAGAGGGACUGUGAAUGUGACACUGUUGACUAUUAAAGGCAGGGUUAAAAAUAGUCUCCAAUUUGUUGUAGAUGCUUUAGUAAUGCUGUAUUUUCUUUAUUUCUGUUUUUUCCCCUCUUGCUCAAAAGAGACUUUUGAAAUCAUAUUUAAAUAUUAGGUCAAUCUGAUAUAAAUUUCUGAGCAUCAAGAGUGAUGGGUUUUGAAAAGUGGUUGUUGAAUAGAGAAAUUAAGUAAUUAGUUCAUUUCCAGAGAAGAAAUAUUUAUUUAAUGCUAUAAAAGGCUUAUAAGAUUCUUUUGAACUAUUUGAUUCUCCAUUGUCCCAGAUCUUUGUGGCCAGUUUUCAUUAACUCUGGCCACUUUUAUAAUUACUUAGAUCAGAAGGAAGAGCAUUAUUUCUUUUCAUUUCUUUGUUUCAGAAUCAAGUUUAUUCAUUUAUGUAUUGUAUCCAUUAUUUUCUCUUUUCCUGUAGCUUUUUUUCUGAUGUGUUGAGUGCUUUCAAUAGUUCCUGUGCUUUCAAUAAUUCCUUUCAGUAGUUCAAAGCGUUCAACAUAACUCCUCUUGCCUAACGUAAAUACAAUUUCUUUUUCUUUUAGUCUCAUGCUACUGACAGGAAAGGGAGUUUCUUGCAAGGCUGUAGAGAGGUGCAGAGUAUGUGAAAGAACACUUAAUGAAGGGAGUGAGGAGGGAUCCAGACAGCUGUGGCUUCAUGGUCACUAUGCUGUAAAGCCAGUUGGUGUGUUCACAGGAAAUUUCCACCAAAUUCUCUAAUUCCCAUCUGAAGCAUUUUUAAAGCUCCUAAUUAUCUUUCACACCUCCACUAUCUCUGUUUUUUUCUGAAAUACUACUCCCAUCUUCCCCCAUCUUGAAUGGAAUCAAGAAUGGAAUCACAUUCUUACUCUACUUAUUUAAGUUUUAUGAGAAACAGGCCUUUCCAGGAACUGGGGCAGGCAUUGGGUCCAAAUUAUUCAUUUUUCACCUCUUGGUUUAUGCAAAGAAUAAGACAACUCAACUUUUGGAUGUGGUGACGUUCUUCUGAUUUUGGAGAGCUAAGAUGUGUUUGUAAACAUAUUUUUGCCUGUUGGGAGAGAAUCAGUUGUGAGGUGGGAGUGGAGCUGAUAUGUAAAGCUGCCACACCAGCAGGUCCAGGACUGCAUGCUCCGAGGCUGUGGUCUGGCAUGAGUGUUCCAUUCUGAGGGGAGUUUCUCCUCCAAACCUGCAGACACAGAGCAAACAGGUGUAGCAAGAACUUAGGAAUCAGGGAACAUAUUUCUCUUCAUUUUUUUGUUCAUUUCUUUGUUAAAGUUUCUUAAAGGAAGGGUCCUUUGGUCCUAUCUGUAAGUAGAAAGCAGAACUUUCAAAACCAAAAGCCUGCCCAGCGUUCUGGCCUUUAUAUUCAGAGUUUCAGACAUGGUGAGCAGGCUCCCUGGUCUGCUUUGAGAGUUGAUGGUCAAACGCCUUUCUGCUUCCUGAGUAACUGCAUCUUCAGAGGACAUCAGCCCUUUACUCCCAGCCAGGGGGGUAAGUCUCUGAUACUGGCACCUUGGAGAAUAACGGGUUCAAAAUUAGGCAUUUCUUGCUGGUGUAGAGACCAUAUGGGGCGUGAUUAUGGAAGUUUGGAAGUUACUGAGAUGUGGUCAGAGUUGCAGGACUAGGGAAAGAUCAGGCCGUGGGGCAUGCAUUCAUGGCCUUGGAAUGGCACAAGGAUGCCCAUACAUGUGCAUUACUGCACCACCAGGCCCUUCUAGUCUACAGCUCUUGCCAGUGGGGCCCUUGGCUUUGUUCAGGGAACUGGUAUAGGGAAGUGGCUCAAGGCAUCAUCAUUUCCUCUUCUGUUAUCUUUGGUACCCUUAAAAUCACAACCAGGGAUAAUGUGGAGUGUGUGUUCUGGUGGUUGUUUUUUAUUUUAUUUUAUUUUUUUUAACAAAAAGGCAUACAAUGAGAUUAAGAAUUUUAAGAUAAUGAGCAUAUAAAAACACUAGUAAAUUUCUCAAAGAGCUUAAGAAAAGGGCAUUUUUUUUCUUCAUAAAAAUUACAUGUAAUAGCAAUCUACGUUUACUUGAGGGCUUAGCCUCUUUAUGAAGUUUCGGAUGUGGAUUCGUGUUUUCAUGGCCAAACUCUUAAAAUAAAUCCAACUAGUCUCCAAAUCUCUAAACAUAGCGGUGCUAAGUUAUACCAGAUAACACAAUACAGAGAGUGCUGAUAUGAAUUAAUACUUUAUUCAGUAAUAAUACAAGAGUUCUUGCUAAAUUAUAGAUGUAUAUCACUGCCUGAUUAGAAACCCCAGUUUUCUUUUCUAAUCCAGCACAAAAUCAAACUGUGAUUCUACAACCAGUCUUUUUAAUGGGUAAAAAAUGACCCAACACCUUUGUUUUGUAUGAAAAGUUUUUUUUUUUUAACAUGAAUUAUAAAAGUGCUUAACAAGAGUUUGUUAACUAAGCAUGUACUCCUUUUUUUACUUGCUAGAAGAGACUUGCCUCUCUAAGUCUGGCAUCCCCCAAAUUUAGGAACUUGGCAUUCUACCUACGGUAGCAAUUUAUAUGUUAGUCAGCGUAGUUGUGCGCUAGUGUUUUCCAGUCUUAUCAUCUGACCAGGAUGACAUCCCAUGUCCAGAUAGUGGAAGCCACUUCAUGGGGAAGUGUUAAUAAAAGCACGGUUUCACUUUUGGUAACCUGGUAAUCAUGUGUAUAUACUUAAAUUGGCAUCAUUUUAACCUUCUAUUCUCACUGUUACUCUGCACUUCAGGUUCUUAAGCUAGUUUUAAAAAUUCUGGAUAUUGGCAAACACCAACUGAUGUGUAUUUGGCAACUGCUUUCCUGAGCAAGUGUGAUUUGUUGUAUGGCUUUUUCAGUUAUAAAAUUGUUCUUACAUUGUAGGUAAACAAAAUUUUGCUGUUUUUAAAGGUCACUGUAAUUUGAGGUUCAAAUUUCUGGCACAAUUUUAUUAGUAUUCACUUCUGAAGCUAAUAAGUUACCACCGUUUUCUAUGUUACUCUCAUUGUAACAUCAGUAAAGUGACUUUCAAUAAAAGAUUUAUGUUAUUUAAAUGCA